GACAUGAUCUUCUCAGAGAACAAAAAUGGGAACUGCGUAUGCAAAUAUAUCUUAGGACAAACUUUAACAAGCUUCUAACAUCAUUUUUGACUGGUCACAUGGUACUCUGACCAGCUCUGAAAACAGAACCCAGAAGAGGCUGGAGAAGGAAAUGAGAGGAGCCCAGAAGGCAGAUGAGAGCACAGCACGUGGGGGCGGGGGUGCUGCUCUGUGGGAACAGGCUCCAGCCUCAGGCCCAGUCUCUGCCCUCCGCCAGGCCCCGUACCAAAGAGAUGUCCCAGGGGGUUGUGGGGCUGCCUGUGGCUCUCCUCCUUCUCUGCAUCCCAGGCUGCCUGCCUCUGAUCUGCUCCAGCCCCGUGAUGGGCACUGUGGGGGAAUCCCUGAGUGUGCAGUGUUGGUAUGAACAGAAAUAUAAGAUGUUUAAGAAAUACUGGUGCAGACAACCCUGCUUGCCACUUUGGCAUCAAGUUGUGGAGACCAGAGGGUCUGAUGGAGAGGUGAGGAGUGGCCGAGUGUCCAUCACAGACCAUUCUGGGAAUCUCACCUUCACCGUGACCAUGGAGAACCUCACGGCAGAUGACGAGGGCAAAUACAGAUGUGGGAUUGCGACGAUCCUGAAGGAAGAGGGGUUCCACGGCUUCCUCCCGGACCUCUUCUUCCAGGUUCAGGUGCUUGUUUCCCCAGCCUUCAGCACUGAGAGCUCUGCAAGGGCACCUGGGUCUCCCAGGAGCAACAGAUCAAGCCAACGCCAAGGGUCCCUGCUCGGCAGCGUCCAUUUCCUGCUCCUGGUCUUCCUGAAGGUGCCUGUCUUCCUGAGCAUGCUGGGUGCUGUCCUCUGGGUGAGCAGGCCCCAGAGGGCUCCGUGGACAGAGUCAGCCUGACCAAGUCAAGCGGAGCUCCCACACAGGUUGGCACCCUAACCAGAGGCACAGACCCUCAGACUGUGCAGAAGGAAACCCUGACCCUGAACUUCAUACUCCAUUUUAUUGAUGGAUACUUUUUUAAAACCUUAAAAUUAAAAAAAAACCAUAAUCCUGUAC
This is a messenger RNA of Otolemur garnettii (small-eared galago), 1040 nucleotides long. RefSeq names its product CMRF35-like molecule 2 (gene CD300H). Bases 174 to 881 code for a protein of 235 amino acids. Gene Ontology annotation, cellular component: plasma membrane. Lineage: Eukaryota; Metazoa; Chordata; Mammalia; Primates; Galagidae. The record is from RefSeq and is a predicted model, not a curated record. The transcript is spliced from 4 exons. Gene Ontology annotation, molecular function: transmembrane signaling receptor activity.